UUCUGGGAUCUUUGCGUCUGCGUACAAUGGCUCCAAGGAAGAAACAGCAGCAGCAGCAGCCGAAGCAGAAGCAAAACAACCGAAAAUCGAAUCCAACUUCCUCCACCUCCGAUUCCCGUUCUUCAACGUCCGGUGCGAAGCUUCAUAUCUCCGCCGAAAACGAGACUCGUCUCCGUCGUCUCCUACUGAGCUCCGGCCGCUCCACUCCAUCGGUCACUCACGCUGAUGAUUCGCUCUCAAAAGUCCAGAAGGUCAAGAAGCUUCAAUCUGUUUACGAGAAGCUCUCAUGCGAAGGUUUUACCAAUGAUCAGAUUGAGCUGGCACUCUCCACUAUCGGGGAUGGUGCUACAUUUGAGGCUGCUCUUGAUUGGUUAUGCUUGAACUUGCCGAGUAGUGAGCUUCCACUGAAAUUUUCAAGUGGAACUUCUCUGCAUGCACAUGCAGGUGGUUCUGUUCGUAUUCUACAGACUGCACAAAAAGACUGCCCUCCCGUGGGAGUCCAAUCUUCUAAAUAUAAAGAUGGAGACAAAGAUAUUCCUGUUAUAUUGAAUAGGCGUAAAGAUGAUGAUAAGCUAGAUUUAUUCCAAUCAUCCCAAGCUGAAUGGAUCAAACAGUAUGUGGAACAGCAAGAAGAGGAUGACUAUGGAACCUGGGAAGAUGACCUGGCUGAUGAAGUUUCUUCUAAGGCUUCUCGAGCAAGGUCUUAUGAUGUUAUUGCGGAAGAGUAUUAUGCUGCACGGUUGGAAGCUGCAAAAGCGAAGGAAGAAGGGGAUAAGAAAAGACAAGAGACAGCUGGCAACACCAUUCGCAAGCUUAAACAGGAGUUGUUUGCUCAAGGGUUAUCAGAUGAUAUGCUGGCUUCUGAAUUUGAGUUUGGAAGGGCGUUGGACAAUGCAUCAAAGGAUGCACCUACGCAGGACCAAAAUUUUGGGGUCAAUCAAACAGACGAUGUUGGUAGUAGUUUGGAUUUAUCAGUGCAUAGAAAUGAAUCUGUUGAUAUAGAUGGGAGGGAUCGGUCAACUUCCAAGGAGAUAUCUGUAGAUCUUAUGUCUUCACAAGAAAAAGAAUCAACUGUUGAUGUGGAUGGGAGGGAUUGUUCAACCCCCAAGGAGAUAUCCGUAGGUCUUAUUUCUUCACAAGGAAAGAAUGACUGUGAAGAGCUUGAAGAUGUGGAGAUCGGUAACUUUUUUGUGGAAGAUGUCGAGACAAAUUCAGAUGUAGCACAGGAAUUACUGGAACUAAAGAAGAAAGAAAAAUUGAGAGAACUUUCCAGCGGGAAGAAUUUGGAGAAAUUAGAUGGCAUAUGGAAGAAGGGGGACCCACUAAAGAUUCCCAAGGCUGUUCUUCAUCAAUUAUGUCAAAAAGCAGGGUGGGAUGCACCAAAAUUUAACAAAAUCCACAGAAAGGAAAAUGUUUUUUUCUAUGCUGUCAACAUAUUGCGUAAAGCAAGUGGGAGAGGUAAAAACCGAAAAGCUGGAGGUCUUAUCACACUUCAGCUUCCCGAUGCUGAUGAGAUUUUUGAUUCUGCGGAGGAUGCCCAGAAUAAGGUGGCAGCUUUUGCUCUUUAUCACUUGUUUCCUGAUGUCCCUGUUCAUCUUGCACUUAUUGAACCUUAUGCCACUCUUGUUAUGCAGUGGAAGGCAGGCGAAUCAACUAGCAAAGUUGAUGACAAUGAGAAGGAUCGAAGGGCUAGUUUUGUUGAUUCUUUGCUCGAUGCGUCCAGUUCUGAUUCUGCUUCUAAAACUUUUGUUGGGAAGAUUGAACAGCUCCAUAUUGAGGAUGACAAGAAACCGACUGUUUCUGAUCUUGACUCACAUUCAUUCGUGGAAAGAUUAAACUCUAAUACGCAGAAUGAAAGUUCCCGUUUAAGACUGGAACAUGAGAAUAAAAAGAAAACUAAACAAUAUCAGGAUAUGUUGAAAAAUAGAGCUGCGCUUCCCGUUGCUUCAUUAAGAGGUGAUAUAUUGCGUCUGCUGAAGGAGAAUAGUGUUCUUGUUGUUUGCGGGGAUACAGGUUCCGGAAAGACAACUCAGGUUCCGCAAUUUAUCCUGGAUGACAUGAUUGAAUCGGGACAUGGUGGACUGUGCAACAUAGUAUGCACACAACCAAGAAGAAUAGCGGCUAUUUCGGUUGCGGAAAGAGUUUCUGAUGAACGUUGCGAACCUUCCCCGGGUACAAAUGGCUCUUUGGUUGGUUAUCAUGUCCGUCUGGAUAGUGCAAGGAAUGCCAAUACAAAACUUCUAUUCUGCACGACGGGCAUUCUUCUGAGACAAAUUGUGGGAGAUGGAAAUUUAACUGGUAUCACUCAUAUUAUCGUUGAUGAAGUACAUGAACGGUCUCUACUGGAUGAUUUUCUCUUAGUUGUUUUGAAGAAUCUGAUUGAGAAACGUUCUGCUGAAAGCUCAUCUCCUCUGAAGGUUAUUCUUAUGUCUGCAACAGUUGAUUCAAACCUUUUCUCCGGAUACUUUGGUAACUGCCCUGUAAUCACUGCAGAGGGAAGGAUGCAUCCCGUGACCACUUACUUUCUUGAAGAUAUAUAUGAAAGUACUGGGUAUCUCCUCGCUUCAGACUCCCCUGCUGCCAUAAGAUAUGAAGUAUCAAGCGGCAAAAAGAAUGCUCCAGUCAAUUAUCGAAGAGGAAAGAAAAACCUCAUAUUAUCUGCAUGGGGUGACGAGGCUUUACUUUCUGAAGCCUGUACGAAUCCUUACUACAAUUUAGAUUGUUAUCAAUCAUACAGUGAGCUAACACAGAAAAAUCUGGAAAGACUAAACGAAGAUGCUAUUGAUUAUGAUCUUCUCGAAGAUUUAGUGAUUCAUGUGGAUAAAACUUUUGAUGAGGGAGCCAUACUUAUAUUCUUGCCAGGAGUGUCAGAAAUUAACUUGUUGUAUGAUAGAUUAGCAGCUUCAUACCAAUUUGGAGGACAGGCUUCUGAUUGGAUCCUUCCUUUACAUUCAUCCAUCGCAUCUGCUGAUCAGAAAAAGGUGUUUUUGCGGCCUCCUCAUGGAAUCCGUAAGGUUAUAAUAGCCACCAAUAUUGCAGAGACGAGUAUUACAAUUGAUGAUGUGAUUUAUGUGAUAGACUGUGGAAGGCAUAAGGAGAAACGUUACAAUCCUCAGAAGAAAUUAUCAAGCAUGGUUGAGGAUUGGAUUUCUCAAGCAAAUGCUAGACAGAGGCGAGGAAGAGCUGGACGUGUGAGACCUGGUAAUUGCUUUUGUUUAUACACACGUCACCGAUAUGAAAAGCUCAUGCGCCCUUUUCAGGUACCAGAGAUGCUCCGGAUGCCCUUAGUGGAGUUAUGUUUACAGAUUAAAUUACUUUCCUUGGGUUACAUAAGGCCUUUUUUAUCAAAGGCUUUGGAGCCUCCUAGAGAAGAGGCUAUGACAUCAGCAAUAUCAUUAUUAUAUGAGGUGGGGGCUCUUGAAGGUGAUGAAGAAUUGACUCCUCUUGGACAACAUUUAGCAAAAUUACCUGUUGACGUAUUGAUUGGGAAGAUGAUGCUAUAUGGUGGAAUUUUUGGUUGCUUGUCUUCCAUUCUCUCAAUUUCAGCAUUUCUGAGCUACAAAUCUCCAUUUAUUUAUCCAAAAGAUGAGAGGCAGAAUGUUGAACGAGCUAAACUGGCUCUUUUGUCUGAUGAGCGACAUGGUUUGGGUGAGUCAUGUAGCAAUGACAAGCAAUCUGACCACCUGAUUAUGGCAACUGCAUACAAGAAAUGGGAAAUACUUUUGCAUCAGAAAGGACCUAAGGCUGCACAGGAGUUCUGCAAAUCAUAUUUCUUAAGCAGUUCAGUGAUGUACAUGAUAAGGGACAUGAGGGUACAGUUUGGGACAUUGUUAGCAGACAUUGGGCUUGUUGAUCUUCCCAAAAAAUCUCGUUUUGAUAGAGUAAGGAAGGAGGACCUUAAUGGCUGGUUUUCAGAUUCGUCCCAACCAUUCAAUAUAAAUUCAGAUCAUCCAUCAAUUGUAAAGGCAGUAUUAUGUGCAGGACUAUAUCCGAACAUUGCUGCUGGUGUGGCAGGAAUUACUGAAGCGGCUCUUAGUAGCCUUGGGCGGUCCUCUGGUCCUGCUACCACAGCUCGUCCAUCGUUGUAUGAUGGUAGAAGAGAAGUAUAUAUACACCCAUCUUCUGUCAACAGUAAUCUAAAAACAUUUCAGUACCCCUUUCAUGUGUUCCUUGAAAAGGUAGAAACUAAUAAAGUCUUUAUCCGAGAUACCUCUGUUGUUUCUCCCUACUCCAUCUUAUUAUUUGGUGGGUCCAUUAAUGUUCAGCAUCAGAGUGGAAUUGUCAUUAUAGACGGAUGGUUGAAAUUGACUGCACCGGCCCAAAUUGCUGUACUCUUUAAAGAGCUUAGAUUGACACUCCACUCCAUUCUGAAGGAACUGAUUAGAAGACCUGAGACUUCCAUUGUUAUCAAUAACGACGUUCUAAAGUCUAUAGUUCGUUUGUUGUUAGAAGAAGACAAACCCCUUACAUAGCUUAGUAACAGUAAAGAGUAACACCAACGAUACCCCGAACCAAGACGGAGUGGUUCCAUGCCGAAAUGGUCCUUCCUCCAAAAUUUCUGCUGAAAUCUAAUGGAUGAACUGAUGAGCCAGAUGAGAAACAACACUCAUUUAUAAGGUUGGUCAUUGCUCGAUUUCAAUUCGAUACACUUUUUUGAUAUAAGAAGAGGUUCGAACUAAACUUAGAAGAAAAAAAGGACUGAGGUCCUCACACCACUUUGCCAUCCACCCUAGUUUCAUCCCCGAACUUCUCUAACUUUAACUCUCGAAUUAUGUACCCACUUCGAUUUUUCUAAUAAAAAACAUUGUUGUAUAUUCUAUAUCCA
Messenger RNA from Cucurbita pepo subsp. pepo (vegetable marrow), 4825 nucleotides. Its product is annotated as RNA helicase family protein. Gene Ontology annotation, cellular component: intracellular anatomical structure. Gene Ontology annotation, molecular function: RNA binding; ATP binding; helicase activity. Lineage: Eukaryota; Viridiplantae; Streptophyta; Magnoliopsida; Cucurbitales; Cucurbitaceae. The record is from RefSeq and is a predicted model, not a curated record.